This is a messenger RNA of Cucurbita maxima (winter squash), 446 nucleotides long. RefSeq names its product ATP synthase subunit epsilon, mitochondrial-like. Gene Ontology annotation, biological process: proton motive force-driven mitochondrial ATP synthesis. Gene Ontology annotation, cellular component: mitochondrial inner membrane. The coding region runs from base 29 to 241 and encodes 70 amino acids. Lineage: Eukaryota; Viridiplantae; Streptophyta; Magnoliopsida; Cucurbitales; Cucurbitaceae. Gene Ontology annotation, molecular function: proton-transporting ATP synthase activity, rotational mechanism. The transcript is spliced from 2 exons. The record is from RefSeq and is a predicted model, not a curated record.
AAAAAGAGAGGAAGAAAGUUCCAGAGAAAUGGCUUCGAAUGCAGCAGUGCCCUUUUGGAGAGCAGCGGGGAUGACAUACAUCACCUACUCUAACAUUUGCGCCAAUCUGGUCAGGAACUGUCUCAAGGAUCCUUACAAAACCGAAGUUCUCAGCCGCGAGAAGGUUCAUUUUUCCAUUUCCAAGUGGGCGGACGGCAAGCCCCAAAAGCCCAUUGUUCGAUCGGAUAAUCCUGAAGCGUGAAGGUAGGGAGUGGAUCUCUUGAAGGUGCUUUUUUUUUUUUUUUUGUGUUGGAAAUAUUAUGAACAUUGGUGGUAGGGUUGUUGGAAUGAAACCUUAAAUGGAGAUGGAUUUUGAUGAAUCUCUGGAAUUUCCAAAGGGUUUGCAAAAUGUAAUAAAUAAAUGAGAUGAACUAUGAAGGAAAAGGUGGAUACUUUUUAUUUUAUUA